Messenger RNA from Camelina sativa (false flax), 685 nucleotides. RefSeq names its product protein IDA-LIKE 3-like. Lineage: Eukaryota; Viridiplantae; Streptophyta; Magnoliopsida; Brassicales; Brassicaceae. The record is from RefSeq and is a predicted model, not a curated record. Gene Ontology annotation, biological process: floral organ abscission.
CUACCCUUUUAAAUAUUAUAUACUUCCACCCAAAACUCCCUCAAAACAUAAUUCAUUUCCCUCCCUCACCUCUCUUUUUUUUCCUCUCCAAUCUUUCACCAAUGUCUUCUCGAUACUGCAGAUCAAGAACAUAUCAUCAACUCAGAAGAACAAUCCCUAUUCUUGUUCUUCUUCUUGUCCUUUUGAGUUGCUGCAAUGGAGCAAGAACCACGAACGUGUUCAACACGAGCUCGCCACCCAAACAAAAGGAUGACGUCGUUUCGCCACCUCAUCAAGCUCAUCGUCAAGUACAAGAUCACAAAAGUAUGCAGUUCUUGGGGUCCUUGCCACGUCAGUUUCCGGUUCCAGCUUCUGGUCCUUCCAGAAAACAUAACGAGAUCGGUUUGAGUAGUACUACGACGACUCGGUCCUCUCCUUGAAGUUCAAAGGUUUGGUUCAUGAAUCAUGAUUCUUUUUUACUUUUGUAAGUUUUUGUGGUUUAAAUAUUUGCCCUUUAUGAUUUUGGUUUAGACUGAUGUAAAUAGAUUUCAGUUUCAUUUAUUUAUGGGCAAUGCUGUGGAUAGAUCAGCUUUUUUUUUUAAUAUCGGAACUUGUUAGAUCCAUUGAAAUGUAUUGCACGUACGUAUAAGUGUAAAAAGCGAGGAGAGAAAGCUCCUUUUAUAAUCAAACAAUUAUUAUUAAUUCC